AUGAGGAUAAAUAAGGGGUGUGACGCUUCUGUAUUAAUAGAUCCAACAGAGUCCAACAACCAAACGGAGAAGACAGCUCUUCCCAACGUAACACUUAGGGGGUACGAAGUCAUUAAUGCAAUCAAGUCCGCUCUAGAAAAACAAUGUCCUGGUGUUGUUUCUUGUGCUGAUAUAUUAGCUUUAGCAUCUCGAGAUGCCAUCCGAACGGUAAAAAACAUUUCUUGGGAAGUUCCUCUUGGUAGAAAGGAUGGAAAAAUCUCUUUGGCUUCAGAUGCAGAUACUCUUUUACCAUCUCCAUUUUUCAACUUCUCAAGUCUUAAAGAAAAGUUCGCAUCAUUGGGCCUAACUACAAAAGAUUUGGUAGUCUUAUUAGGUUCUCACACCAUUGGACAAGGUCACUGCUUCGUCUUUCAGAGCCGACUAUACAAUUUCUCGGGACGAGGCGACACAGAUCCUUCAUUGUCUCCUAGUUAUGCUGCAUUCUUAAAGACUAAAUGCACGCCAAAUCCAAAUGACACCCAAUCAGUUGUUCCAUUGGAUAGGAUUACACCAAGAGUUUUUGAUGAAAAUUACUAUGUUAUGGUAAGCCAAAAUAAAGGGCUAUUCCAUUCUGAUGCUGCUCUUUUGACUAAUGCUGAGACUAAGAGCUACAUCUACCAGCAAAUUAAAACUAAGAGAUCAACUUUUGCUCAAGAUUUUAGUGCAUCUAUGUCGAAGAUGAUUAAACUUGGGGUACUUACUGGUAAUCAAGGUGAAGUUAGGAAGACAUGUGGUGUUGUCAAUGCAUAAACUAUGCUCUGGUUUUCGUCCCUCUCAUUUGUGAACAAACAAACAAAAUUGUUAUUAGCAAACUUACAAAGACACAAAGUUUAUAUUUUGUUAGUAAAUUUUUUUAAUUUUAUUGAAAUAGAAAUUAAUAAACUUGAAUAUUUCUCGUAAUUAGAUA
Messenger RNA from Amaranthus tricolor (Joseph's coat), 946 nucleotides. Its product is annotated as peroxidase 56-like. The coding region runs from base 1 to 789 and encodes 262 amino acids. Lineage: Eukaryota; Viridiplantae; Streptophyta; Magnoliopsida; Caryophyllales; Amaranthaceae. Gene Ontology annotation, molecular function: heme binding; peroxidase activity. The record is from RefSeq and is a predicted model, not a curated record. Gene Ontology annotation, cellular component: plasmodesma; plant-type cell wall. Gene Ontology annotation, biological process: response to oxidative stress; hydrogen peroxide catabolic process. The transcript is spliced from 4 exons.